Messenger RNA from Porites evermanni, 1158 nucleotides. NCBI's taxonomy places the organism in Eukaryota, Metazoa, Cnidaria, Anthozoa, Scleractinia, Poritidae. The record is from the annotation of a GenBank genome assembly.
AGAUCAGGCACAGAGGAAGAAUUCACUGAGAUACAGCAGUUAUGUGAGGAUAUCUUAGUGUAUAGAAGAGAUAUGAUAGAGAUGCGAAAGAUAGAAAAGGAAUCAAGAAAGAAAAGGGAGCAGGAAGAUAAAAGGAAAGGGGAGGAGAUGCGGCAGGCAGCGGUGGAAAGACUAGCAAGUUAAUAUCCAAUUCAAUAUUAUUUUGUCCAAACAAGCAUAGGUUAUAGUGACGAUAUCCAUAAGGACUGUUAUUCAUUUUGUACUGUUUUUAUUUUGCUGUUUUACAGUUUUUACACAAUUUUCUGAAAGUUCCUGUUUUACUUGGUGGUUCAUGAGGUGUUGUGAUUGAGCACCAUAUCAUUUAAGUGCCUAAUUUUUGACUUGACAGUUUUCAGUUUUAACCCAGUUUGAAUAGAACCCAUGAAAUGCAGAAUAACAAAUUGCUUACAUUUUAGAGCGCCGUAGUGAUGCUGGCACAUCAGGUGGUACCACGUGAGAUGUGUCUAGCAGCAGGCCAGAUGAAGAAAUUCAUUCAAAAGGUAACAUUUGUGAAAUCUAACAAACUACUAUUCCAACUUCUCUGACUGAUUGGUUGCGAUAAAUACAGUAUAUGAAAUUGAUUUUCUCUUUUACUGGGGGCCAUUAAAGGGAACUGAUGUUUGGCGUAUUGGACAAAAUGUUUGUGUGAUGAAAUCCAUACAUAUAUACAUAUAUAUAUAUUUUUAUUUAAACAUAUUUGAGAGUCUGCCUCAAGAGCUUGACUGCUCAUCUAGGGGACUCAAUAGAUCCAUAAUUUUAAUGUGGUUGCUCAGUUUUCUGCCACAUUGUGAUUACAUAUUUCCAUCUCCUUCCCCACGCCUGGGGGGAGAGGGGGGCUUGAUGCUUUGCUUGUUCUUUUAUGUAUAAAUAAAUACAACACUUUUUCUUUCCUUUCUUUUGUAAUUUAUUUCUACAGGAGCCAAAAGCAAAGUUGCCGGGUCAAGCAGAAAGUCAGCAAUUGAAAUGCUGUCAGAAAAGUACAAAGAGAAGGCAAAACUGAAAGACAAAGAGCUGGAAGUGAAAAAGGUGGAGCUGGAUCUUCAGAAACAAAAGUACGAAGAUGAAGCUGAAGAAGGGAAGCUUUUGUUCUCCACGCUUCGAGAACAACUGAGAAAAUAA